Molecule: messenger RNA, 2219 nt
Organism: Pocillopora meandrina
Lineage: Eukaryota; Metazoa; Cnidaria; Anthozoa; Scleractinia; Pocilloporidae
Source: the annotation of a GenBank genome assembly
AUGAGAGAAGCAGCUUAUCAGGUAAUGUUAGAAGACCAUAUCUUAUCCAGUUCGAAAUUAAAGCCUUAAACUCUUGAAAUCUGGGCGUGCUACAUAAUUUUCCUGUUUUCAGUCACAAGUUCUUCUCAUCGAGAAAUAAUUCCUCCGUUUUAUAUUAUUUAUAGCCCACAGCAUAACAUGAAGUCUGUUUAGGUGUGCCAAUCUUAUGGAAAACGUGAUCAAAACAUUUAAUAGUGCAUGCCUAUUGUUAUCGAUUUUACAACAUCUUUCAGGUUUGUUUUUUUAGGUAUGCUAACUAGAUUAAAAAGUCUUUCUUUUUCAAAGGCUUGUGUGAAUAUUAUGUUAAAUAAUCCCCCAAACGACUCCGAGAGGAAUAUUCUACAAUAUUCACUGAACUUAAUGGCUUUAUUAUAAUUGCUCAGGUGUUUUCGAAUUUUAUGGUAAAUUCGUUUUGAUGCUAAAAUCAUUCUGUUACAAUUGUUUUGGUUACUCGUAUCAAGAUAAGAAGCUAGUUUCCGCUAGAAUUUAACAGGCUUAUUUGAUUCAAUCAGCAAAAAUUUCCUACAUUUGUUUUGAAAAGUGUUAAGCCAAACUUAUUAGCAUCUUUUGUGCUCUUCAGAAUUGUAUUUUCUUUCACCGCGUUUAUCAUUUUCUGCGUAACACUGUAAAACGCGAGGCAGCCGUUUAAAUUUUUUUGUACCUCUACUAUAUUAACCUCGCGCGAGUGAUUCUUGCGAGAUAUGACGCAAUACUCGACCAAUCAGAGCGCGCGCAUCUCUUUAAUCACCGAAGUAAUUAUACUAUGUUUUUUUGGGCUUUGUUCUUUUAGGUUAUUUUUUUUUAAUCAUUGAUUUUAGCUAUGUUAACCAUUAUCAUUAUUGUUGUUAGCGAUCGCAUUAGUGUCAUUAUAGGAGAUGAACUUUGUUCGUUUGUCUCACAACAGAGUCACUUAUGAUGUAGAUCGCGACGUUUCGACUGCAAUACCGUGGUCCUCCGACAUACCAACUGUCUAAGUACCUGACGACAAUACUACAACCGCUCACCGACAAAUCCAGACGAAAACCACAAUCCACCAAGGACUUCAUUAAAGCCACUAAGACUGUACAGAUACCUGACGACUACAAACUAGUGUCAUUUGAUGUGAAAUCGCUUUUUACAAGUAUUCCACUUCAACUGGCACUACAAUGUACCGAGACUGCUAUCCAAUAAUCUACCGACAGAGGACGUUAUGGACUUACUAAAACUUUGCUUGGCAUCAGCUUACUUUCAGUACAACGGUAAACACGACAAACAGUUACACGGUACAGCUAUGAGGCUAUAAGGCUUUCAAAGAACAACUGCAACGAAGACUUCAUCCAACGUAACACUCACCGACCCACUACUACUACCGAAGUUAACGACAACGGAACUCCUACGACCACAGUAACUAUACCAUCUUCAGUUACAGCACCAACUACUUUCAACGGCUGACCCUAGAAAGCUGGUUUACUAACUUGGAACAAACUCCCCAAACAACACAACAGCCGAUUUAUGAGGACUUAAGAGGGAAUACCAUUUAACGACCGGAAUAAUAAUGAGGAUCGAAAUGCACCAAUACCAGCGUAACAAUGUGCUACAAAUAGCGACACGUAAACAAACCUCAUCGCCUGAUGAAGACUAACAGUAUUGCGGUCGAAACGUCGCGAUCUACAUCAUAAGAGAAUAUCGUGAGACAAACGAACAAAGUUCAUCUCCUAUCUUACACCACGAUGAACAAUAGGCACAUAUUUUAUUACAGUGUCAUUAUCACUAUAUUUUUGGUAUCGUUAUUGCUAUAAUCAUCACUGUCAUUAUAAUUAUUAUUAUCAUCAUCAUCACCAUCGUGGUUGGAACUAACCUCCUCUUUUAAUACAACUCUCGUUUUAAGGGUAUACAUCCUUACAGUAAACUUACUAAGAAUCACCAAGAAAGUUAUUAGCUGUCUCGUGAAGUCAAUUAUACAUUUGCGAUGUAGAUUAAUUAGUCUAAAUUGAAAAAGAUCAACUGACAGCUAUAUCAACUGACUGCUAGAUGUGACAGUGCACGAAAUACGAGAUGAUGGUAACAUUAAAGAGAUCCACAGGGUCACAGGGGGACCUUAUGGUGGAAUGUAUGUCAACCAGCAGUUUGAAACUCUUUUGGAAGAGUUGUUUGGUAUACAAAGAAUUCAAAAGUUCAAAAAGCAACAUCCAUCUGAUUGA